Molecule: messenger RNA, 1545 nt
Organism: Myxocyprinus asiaticus (Chinese sucker)
Lineage: Eukaryota; Metazoa; Chordata; Actinopteri; Cypriniformes; Catostomidae
Gene: hmx1
Product: H6 family homeobox 1
Exons: 2
Coding region: 369-1268 (299 amino acids)
Biological process (GO): negative regulation of DNA-templated transcription; regulation of transcription by RNA polymerase II
Cellular component (GO): nucleus
Molecular function (GO): RNA polymerase II transcription regulatory region sequence-specific DNA binding; DNA-binding transcription factor activity, RNA polymerase II-specific
Source: RefSeq, a predicted model, not a curated record
UUGAUUUGCUCCCUAAUUGACCCAAAUAAAGCCCUCGGUGACAGGGGUUCCACCGACCCUGAGGCACGAUCAAAAGCGAAGGCGAAUUGGAGGCCAGUAAUACCCUUUCAUGAGUAAUCCCAUUUGCUAUUGUGAUCGUCCAAUAGCAGAAUGCCCUCGGCUUGUUAACCAUUUGACUUGACUUGGAUUUUUUCUUUACUACAGCUCUGCUUCUCGCUGUACUGGCGCCGUGGACGUACGAAGGAUUUAAUCCCACCGAAGAGAUGACUGAGCGGGGAUAACAGGAGGGAAAGGAUUCGUUACUUUUUGUGUAAAAGUAUUCGCGAAUCAACUGGCUAUUGCUGUACAUAGCGUUUGCUGCAGAAGAAAUGCAUGACAAAAGCCCACAACGGCAUACUUCGAACACAUCGAGGAGCUCGUCGUUUUUCAUCGAGAAUUUACUUGGCUCUUGUCGGACAACCCCGUCUGCCAGUCCCAUUAAUGAUAGCGAUGGCAAGGGGAGUAAAAGAGAAGUGGUUCUCAAAGGCAGCACUAAAGCGCAUCGAAAUGAAAUGUGCAGUCAAGCAGCUACAGGCUUCAAGACAGAGAUGUGUCGGGACACACAGUCACCUCUGGAGUGGCAUGGACGAGGAACCUCAUACUUAAAAGCUCUGGAGCCUCCAGAGAGUCCAAAAGAGGAAACCCGCAGUUUGGAUGAGCAUUGCCACUCAGUCGCCAGCGACAGGGACACCCCCGUGGCCUGCGAGCUUCUUGAUGGAGCAGUGGACCGAAAAACUAGCGAGUCAGUGGUCUACGAUGGCGAGGACGCACGACAACUCUUCGAUGAGCGUUCAGGACCUGACACUUCCGAGCUAGGCUCGGCCCGGAAGAAAAAGACCCGGACUGUGUUCAGCAGAAGCCAAGUCUUCCAGCUAGAAUCAACGUUCGACCUGAAGAGAUACCUGAGCAGCUCUGAGCGCGCCGGCCUCGCGGCCUCCCUGCACCUGACCGAGACGCAGGUGAAAAUCUGGUUCCAGAACCGCCGAAAUAAAUGGAAAAGACAAUUGGCCGCCGAUUUAGAGGCUGCUAACUUCAACCCCAGCCCCCAACGGAUUGUACGGGUGCCCAUCUUGUACCACGAUAAAACGACACCCAUGUCCUCACUCAGUUUUAACGUGUCCCAAGUCUCGCCACCAAUCAUGGGCUUCUCGAAUUCAGUGAACUAUCCAUUGACAUCAUUUGCGCAUUCAGUGAAUUUGCUCACGUCGCAAAUGACAGGCCUUGUCUGACUUUGGGUGAUGGACACAUGGUGCCCAAUGAAAAUGAUCAUUAAUUAUUUUGAAAGGUGCAAUAACUGAUAGGCUAGGCUAUAUAGCCGGCUGGAAACUGCAGUCAUGAUGUCUGCUGCAUCCAAAGAAAACACCUAUCAUCCUGUACAUCAAAAGUGAAAGACAUAAGUUUGUGUUUAUUGUCACAGUUGUAUGUCUAUAAUAUUUACUCUGUGCAUGGGGGUCCUCGCCUAUGUAAAGGCAACACUUGCUUUGAGCAAAUAUAUUUUUUAUUCAG